AUGACCUGCACACGACCCCGGGCGUUGGAGCUGCUGCGGGUGCUGCUAACCCUGGUCCUGGAGGUGCUGCUGCUGCUGGCGGUGCUGCUGGUGCUGCUGGAGGUGCUGCUGGAGGUGCUGCUGCUGGUGCUGAGGACCCUGCUGCUGUCACAGCCACAGUUACCGCCUGCCUCCCCUCUCCCUGUGCCUGCUCCUUACACUGGUCCGACUGGAGGUCUUGCUGAGCGUCGUGAGCCUGCGUCACGUCCUGUGUCGCCUGCGUCUCGUCGAGCGUCGCCUGUUCGUAGUGCUACCUCUGGUCGUAGUGUCCAGCGUCAGCGUCCUCCUGCUGUCCCAGGCACUCACCAGAUGGCACUUCGUCAGUCCACUGCUCCACAGCGUGUCUCUCUCCCGUCGCCUCCUGCGUCGUCUCUUCCUGCUCUUGCUGACCCGGUGUCCGACUCCCUUCGCGCUGCCAGUCCUACUGUCACACGUCUCCUAGCUACGGUUGUCACUGACCCUUCCUUUGAGUCCGCUGCUGCGUCUGCCUUAGUUGCUGAGCUGGUCGACUUUGCAGCUGCGUGUCGUUUAGACUACGCUGCCAGUCUUGUUGCUGAGUCUGAGUCUGUCUGUCCUCCGUCCGUCGGGGGUGACUGUGCCCUGGGCACUGACGUCCUUGAGGACAGGCAGGAGGAGUUUGGUUGCCUUGCUGCUGCUUUGCCCCAUCUCGUGUCCAUGCUUGUUGCCCCUGAGGGAGACCCGGAUGCACCAGACAUCCCGACCCCACGCUCUUACGCAGAGGCGAUGGCCGGUCCUUACUCCUCUCAGUGGCAGACAGCCAUGGACGCAGAGAUGGCUUCCUGGAAGUCCACAGGCACCUACGUUGACGAGGUUCCCCCACCUGGGGCGAACAUCGUCAGUGGCAUGUGGAUUUUCAGGGUGAAGCGGCCACUGGGCUCUCCGCCUGUCUUCAAGGCGCGUUACGUUGCGCGAGGCUUCAGUCAGCGGCAGGGAGUUGACUUCUUCCAGACCUUCUCCCCGACCCCGAAGAUGACCACUCUUCGGGUUCUGCUGCACGUCGCUGCUCAGCGUGACUACGAGCUCCACUCGCUUGACUUCAGCACAGCUUUCUUGCAGGGCAGCCUGCACGAGAUCUGGCUGCGCCGCCCACCUGGCUUCACUGGGUCGUUUCCUCCUGGUACCCAGUGGAGCCUCUGGCGGCCAGUCUACGGUCUCCGCCAGGCGCCACGUGAGUGGCACGACACACUGAGGACUACUCUUGCGGCUCUUGGGUUCGCUCCUUCUACUGCUGACCCGUCGCUGCUUCUACGCACCGACACCUCACUGCCGCCGUUCUACAUCCUCGUGUACGUCGACGACUUGGUCUUUGCCACUUCUGACACAGCUGGUCCCGCUCACGUGAAGUCCGAGCUGCAGAAGAGACACACGUGCACAGACCUGGGUGAACUGACAAGCUAUCUUGGCUUGCGGAUCACCCGGGACAGAGCACGGCGCACCAUUACCCUGACUCAGUCACACAUGGUGCAGCAGGUCCUUCAGCGCUUCGGCUUCACGUACUCCUCGCCUCAGUCCACUCCUCUGCCUACGGGACACUCGCUCUCAGCUCUGCCUUCGGAUGAGUCCGUAGAGCCGAGUGGUCCGUAUCCAGAGCUUGUGGGCUGCCUCAUGUACCUGAUGACCUGCACGCGACCUGACCUUGCAUACCCUCUCAGCAUUUUAGCACGCUAUGUCGCUCCCAGCCGUCACCGAAAGGAGCACAUGGAUGCAGCUAAGACGGUGUUGCGCUACUUGUGCAGUACGUCGGGCAUGGGGCUAGUGCUUGGAGGGCGAGUCCCAGUUGUUCUCACUGGGCACUCAGACGCUUCUUGGGCAGACGACCAGGCUACUCAGCGGUCGUCUCAGGGUUACACCUUCAGCCUUGGCUCUGGCUCUGUCUCUUGGCGUUCUACUCGCUCUUCUUCUGUUCUCAGCUCCAGCUGUGAGGCUGAGAUCUACGCCACGGCCAUGGCUGCCCAGGAGCUUCGCUGGCUCACCUACCUGCUGACGGACCUUGGAGAGCAGCCUCGUUCUCCUCCAGUGCUGUACGUCGACAACAAGGCAACCAUUGCCUUGUGUGACGAGCACAGACUGGAGCACAGGACGAAGCACAUUGCUCUGCGUUACUUUCUAGCUCGAGAGCUACAGCAGCGUGGUCAGCUUCGUCGGCGUUACGUGGCCACUGAGGCCAACACUGCUGAUGUGUUCACCAAGGCGCUUCCGCCUGUUGACCAUCAGCGUUUUUGCACUCUUCUAGGCCUUGUGCCGACUGGACCUCACUUGCUUACUUCUUGA
Closterium sp. NIES-65 is the source of this 2331-nucleotide messenger RNA. The record is from the annotation of a GenBank genome assembly. Lineage: Eukaryota; Viridiplantae; Streptophyta; Zygnematophyceae; Desmidiales; Closteriaceae.